AUGGCAGCUGCAAAUGGCGAAACCGCCGUCACGCAGGCCGACAAGAAUGUGGAGAUGUGGAGAAUUAAAAAGCUUAUUAAAAGUUUGGAGGCUGCGCCGUCAGUGCCAAACAACGGUCUCGUUGUUUAUUGCGGAACAAUCAUUACCGAUGACGGCAAGGAAAAGAAAGUCAACAUUGACUUUGAACCCUUCCGCCCCGUCAACACAUCCCUGUACUUAUGUGACAACAAAUUCCACACCGAAGCACUCAACGCGCUUCUCACCGAUGACAGCAAGUUUGGAUUUAUAAUCAUGGAUGGUAACGGAGCUCUGUUCGGCACCCUCUCUGGGAACACCCGUGAAGUCUUGCAUAAGUUCAACGUUGAACUACCUAAAAAGCACGGACGAGGAGGUCAGUCCGCCGUCCGUUUUGCCCGACUGAGAAUGGAGAAACGUCACAAUUACGUUCGAAAGGUUGCUGAAACUGCCGUUCAGAUGUUCAUCACGAAUGACAAGGUUAAUGUCGAAGGUCUUAUUUUGGCCGGUAUUGCCGAUUUCAAAAGCGACUUAAGCCAGUCUGGGAUGUUCGACGCGCGAUUGCAAGCCAAGGUGCUCAAAAUUGUAGAUAUAUCUUAUGGCGGUGAAAGUGGCUUCAACCAAGCUAUCGAACUGGCGAGUGACACCCUUGCCGGCGUCAAGUUUAUACAAGAAAAGAAACUUAUUCAACGUUACUUUGACGAAAUAUCCCAGGACACGGGCAAAUUCUGCUUCGGUGUCGAUGACACUCUCCGAGCCCUUGAAAUGGGAGCCGUGGAUUCACUUAUAGUGUGGGAAAACUUGAAUGUCACUCGCUACGUUCUCAGCUCAGGAACAGGUGAAGAAACCAAGAUAAUCCACCUGCGGCCUGAACAGGAACGCGACAGGAGCCACUUCAUCGAUCCCGAAACUCAAACAGAAAUGGAAAUUGUUGACAGCCAGCUCCUCCUUGAUUGGCUAGCGCUAAACUACCGAUCCUUUGGUGCCAUCCUCGAAAUUGUCACCGACCGUUCACAGGAGGGUUCUCAGUUUGUGCGCGGUUUUGGUGGCAUUGGAGGUAAGUAG
Molecule: messenger RNA, 1080 nt
Organism: Dibothriocephalus latus
Lineage: Eukaryota; Metazoa; Platyhelminthes; Cestoda; Diphyllobothriidea; Diphyllobothriidae
Source: the annotation of a GenBank genome assembly